AUGUACCCAGCCUUCACACACGUUCCGGGAACACCAUGCCGCGCCACCCUUCCGCAUCGCCGCAAUCUUUCCCCGAAGAGGCCGCGUGUCAACUUUUCCUGCACCGCAAACGCGUCCCGAUCUAACCCGGCAAUCGCUGUCGACAAUGUCAGCUUCUGGUGGAAAAGCGGGCGGGUAGCCCUGGACAAAGUCUCGCUGCGCGUCGCGCCCGGCGAGCUAGCCAUGCUGGUGGGCCCCAAUGGUUGCGGCAAGUCCACGCUACUGCGCGUCGUCCGCGGCCUGCUCAUCCCCUCCUAUGGGUCUGUGCAGCUGUCGACUCCAUGCGCCUUUGUGCACCAAAACCCAGACGUCCAGAUGCUGUUCCCGUCGGUCGCCACUGACAUCGCCGCAUCCGUGCCGAAGCGCCCGGACAUGCCCGUCGACGAAAUUCGGGACAGCGUCAUCGAGGCGAUGGAGGCGGUCGGAUUGUCUCCGCCAGAAAAAUAUAUGCGCCUCUCAGCGCAUCGCCUCAGUGGUGGCCAGCGGCAGAGGGCGGUCGUCGCGUCCGCACUGGCGAUGCGCCCCACUACUAUGCUGUUCGACGAGGCCACUGCGAGCAUGGACCCAGUCAAUAGGGCGGAGUUGGUGGCGAGGGUUCGUCGUGUGGUUUCGGAAAGAUCCAUUGCUGCGUUAUGGGUCACUCACCUUUUAGAGGAAUUGGAUGUGGCAGACACUAUUAUUGUAAUGAGGGGCGGUAAGAUUACUGCUCAUGGCCCGCGGGUAGCCAUGAUGCCUUUAAUAUAUGAAAUGCAGGAUCAAGUCUGAGAUGCCCCGUUUAUUUAUUGUGGCACGCAGUUGAAAAAGUCCUUAUCGUAGCUCAUUGACCGUUAAGGCCGUGUUAAAGCCACUGGAAUCAUCCAAAGUGGGACCGCCUCAAAAUCCUCAGGUCCACGUGCGCAUUCCUGCCUUCGUGCGACCAAGUUUAUAGCAAGCUGUCCAUCUGGAACCUGAUGGUUGGUGUAAAACAAACCCACUACCCCAGUACCGCAUUAGUACGAAUAGUAUCUUAUCCGCUCCCGUCUAUUACGACAGGUCAGCGUCAAAUAUAUUUGCGAAGAUACAGCUUCAUGAGUCAAUCAACCCACCUGGGCAGUCGGUUUUGUUCCACGUUGGAGAACGAAAAGUCAUAACCGAAGGUCAGAAAGAUUGUGCAUCGACUCUGUAUUGCGAUUAAUGCUGAAACGAGUGGGUACAGCGAUGAUGGCAGCGCCGCACCGCUGCUGUCAUUAUGUGUCAGGCCUGCUACCGUUGACUAAUACUCCGCAGAGCAUAGAGGAACUGGCCGUAGUUGUCAGACGGCAAGUUCUUGGGCUAACGUCUCUCAGGUAAGGCUGUCAGGAUCGACCUACCCCAUCGCGAUGGACUCGUGAGCUGCAACUUGCAGUUAGGUUUUUGUUAGAAAUGCUAUGCUACCCGAGAUACACGCGUUGCUUCCCGAGUUUGUGCUCCUCGCCGGCAAGUGGAAUAAUCACACACGAGAGAGGGCCUACCUUGACAACUCCAGCUAGUCGGAGACGACACGGUGGCGGCCGAUGCUAUUUCGCAUAUGCAGGAAUCAUUCAGGGGUCUCGACAAUGACACCCUGAACAACCACAAAGGAUGCUUCCUAUCCGUGGUCAGUAAAAUAAAUGCCCUACGGGCCCAGUCAAGGUCCUCGUCC
Chondrus crispus (carragheen) is the source of this 1699-nucleotide messenger RNA. RefSeq lists its product as hypothetical. Gene Ontology annotation, molecular function: ATP binding; ATP hydrolysis activity. Gene Ontology annotation, biological process: transmembrane transport. The coding region runs from base 1 to 804 and encodes 267 amino acids. The record is from RefSeq and is a predicted model, not a curated record. The transcript has 4 exons. Lineage: Eukaryota; Rhodophyta; Florideophyceae; Gigartinales; Gigartinaceae. Gene Ontology annotation, cellular component: membrane.